Molecule: messenger RNA, 3680 nt
Organism: Pundamilia nyererei
Lineage: Eukaryota; Metazoa; Chordata; Actinopteri; Cichliformes; Cichlidae
Gene: inpp5ja
Product: inositol polyphosphate-5-phosphatase Ja
Exons: 13
Coding region: 574-2979 (801 amino acids)
Biological process (GO): phosphatidylinositol dephosphorylation; negative regulation of peptidyl-serine phosphorylation
Cellular component (GO): cytoplasm; plasma membrane; ruffle
Molecular function (GO): phosphatidylinositol-4,5-bisphosphate 5-phosphatase activity; phosphatidylinositol-3,4,5-trisphosphate 5-phosphatase activity
Source: RefSeq, a predicted model, not a curated record
GCCGGCUGCACUUUGGCAGCUGAAUUUUGUUUUGCCUGUCCUGCUCUGCCCACCCCCUGGUGUUCAUGCUUUUAUCUAGGGUGUAUGUGUGAUGGAGAGAGGGAAGGAGAGGUUGUGUGCUGGGAAGACAGAGAGGGAAAGAGAGGCGCUGGGUCGGUGUAAGACUGCUGUGCAGGAGGUGCAGGCGGGAUGCUGACUACAAAGUGCACAGCUGCACCGGCGAACUGCGCGAGGUAGCCAGAGGCAGCGAUAGUAAGUAGGAUGAGGUAUAAUCAGCUGCUGUAUCACGGCACAGGCAUCAACACGCAAGAGUCCGGGCGCAUCAACCGUGACCGUUUUUUGUCCUGACAGCCCGGCGGCGGCGCAGGCUGCACCGUGACAAGACGAUCCACGGUAUCGCAUCAGCCCUGCAGACCGGACGAGACUGUCUCCGGACAUCAUCGAUUUUACUCUGUGACAGCCAGCUCACGUUCAUAAGUGUGCGAGAAAAAGAAAAGAAGAAGAAGAGGACUGAUGAAUGUGUGAGCUCACCUUUUCGUUCACCUUGGAAAUAUAACAACGCAUGAAAGGUUGAUGGAUCGCCUGCCGCAGAAACAAGUUGGCACGGACCCUUGUGGCCAUAAAGUACAGCCUGGAAACUGUUCAUUAAUUGGAGCUGGUCUGGAUUUACCUCCACAACUCCAAACACAGGAAGCACCUCUAAGCAGCCAGUCGGAAAAGCUCAAGAAAACGUCUGGAUUGAAUCCCAUGCAGGUGGUCGUUAUGCCAAAAAGGGGGACUGAGCAGAUGCAGUCAGGGCAGACGAAGCCUGCGUCCACUCCAGUAACACUGGCAUGCAUAAGCCGACCAAGGCCAACUGCUCUUGGAAAUAAACCAAGGCGAACCAGAAUUUCAGUGGAGCCAUCCAACGAGAUAGAUUUGAUCCCUAUUUGCAUCCCAGGACCUCAGAGUACAAACAUACUCCUACACUCCCCAACAGAUUCUUCAUUGCCUCCUCACAGUCCUCAUUCUCCCCAUUGCCCUCAGCCUUACCUGAACCCGACCCCCUGCCUUCCUCCACCACCACCACCAUCCCCUCCUCCCCCUCCCCCCUCUCCUCGCCAGCCAUCACCUCACCUGCCCUCCAGCCUAAGCUUCAAGCCCAGCCUCAGCCCUCAGCCCCAGAAGACCCCCUCACCUGGAAGCUCAGCACAGAGCCAGCUUCAGUCUGAGAAGCCAGGAGGAGAGAACAAUGACUUCAGGGUGUACAUCAUCACAUGGAACGUGGGAUCAGCUGUGCCGCCAGAUGACAUCACUUCUCUCUUUGGACCAAAUGUCUCAGAUGGGAACAUUGACAUGUUUAUCAUCGGACUCCAAGAAGUCAACUCCAUGAUAAACAAAAGACUGAAGGAUGUUCUUUUCUCAGACCAGUGGAGUGAGCUUUGCAUGGACACACUCAGCCCUUUUGGAUAUGUUUUGGUGGCGUCCCAGCGAAUGCAGGGAGUGCUGCUGCUGGUUUUCUCUAAAUUCUGCCACCUUCCAUUUCUCAGAGGUGUGCAGACACAGAGUACACGCACAGGACUUGGGGGAUACUGGGGGAAUAAAGGCGGCGUCAGUGCAAGGAUGACCAUGUUCGGCCACCCCGUGUGCUUCCUCAACUGUCACCUGCCAGCUCACAUGAGGAACCUGGAACAGAGGAUGGAAGACUUUGAAAGCAUCCUGCAGCAGCAGCAGUUUGAAGGAGGGGCUGCUACUGGUGUACUAGACCAUGAUGUCGUGUUUUGGUUUGGGGAUUUAAAUUUCCGUAUUGAAGACUAUGAUAUCCAUGUGGUGAAAUGUGCCAUUGACAGCAAUAAGCUGCCUCUUCUGUGGGAGCGGGAUCAGCUCAACAUGGCUAAAAACACAGAGCUCAUCCUGGAAGGCUUCAUGGAGGGACAACUUAAAUUCCCACCUACUUAUAAGUUUGAUGUAGGCACUCAUACCUACGAUACCAGUGCUAAAAAGAGGAAACCUGCCUGGACAGAUCGCAUCCUAUGGCGUCUUCGCCGCACUGGUUCACCAGUUCCUACCCACAAUGCAGCACUGCAGCGUGGCCUGACCUCGUGGUUGGGGGGGGCAACUAAAGUGACACAGCAUGCGUAUCGCAGUCACAUGAGUUUCACCAUCAGUGACCACAAACCUGUUUCUGCCCUGUUUUCACUACAUUUCCCAUUCAGGGUGGAUAUGCCUCUGGUGGAACUGCAGGUAAACAAGGAAUGGUGCAAAGCCUCAGAUGCUACAGUCAGAUUCACUGUUGCAUCAACUUAUCAGCGCAGCUCAUGGGACUGGGUGGCAAUAUACAAGGUUGGAUUCAGACAUCACAAAGAUUAUCAGGCGUAUGUGUGGGCCAAAGCGGAGCAUGCAACGCAGGUGACAUUCUCAGAGGAGGAUUUGCCGAGAGAUGACUGUGAAUAUAUCCUGGGUUACUACAGUCAUAACAUGAACAGCAUUGUUGGAUUGUCAUCACCAAUUCAGAUCAACAUGCCAGUUCACAGUCCCACCGUGUGUCGCUCCGAGAGCUCCGAUGUCAGCUCUGAAGAUGACAGCACUCUUGUUCUGCUGGCUCCAAACUCCCGCAGCCCGAGCCCUAAAGCGGGCAAACACCACCACCGUCACCGGCGCAGUCGCAGCCCUGCACUUCCUGCUCUUUCAUCUAAUCCCCUCCCUUCUCUGCAGAGCCUCAGCCUCGGGCCUCGCUCCAAAGAGAGCCAGACACGAAGCCGCUCUCCCUGCUCUAAAAAGGAGCGGCUGAUGUCCCCCGACGCCGUGCCAUCUCCCACCAUCAGCCCGCUCAGUCCUCGCAGCCCUGUGUCUCCAGGUAGUGUGGUGACUGCACCAGAGGCCCUGGUUGCUGCUAUCCUAGGUGAACCCAGACCAGCUCAGGUUAGCCCCACAGGGGUGAAACGGAUAGGAAAGACAGGGGAAACAGACACUGCAAAGAAAAUGAAGAUCAAGAGUUAAAAUGAGACUGUGUAUGAGCGGGGAAAAAAGCAAUAUCCAUCAAAUCAGAGUCUGAUCUGACCCCCGUGUCACUGUGCUCAUAGUGUCACAGGGCAUUUAUUGACUCCUAAUGUAGUUUGCAAACAUUCCUUUGCUUUCCCAGUGCUUUUAUAGACUCAUAAGCUAUAUCAUUAUGUAAACAAGCAUACUGAAUAUGAGGCUAAAGUUGGAGCAAACCUGUGACCGAUAUGAACAGAUGUUAUUGACAGCAAUAUGGAUCCAUGUAAACUGCAUCAGAGUAAGGACCUUGGAUCACAAGUGUUGAUGGUAUCGCAGUUAACAGCAGAGUGUGUGUGUGUGUGUGUGUGUGUGUGUGUGUGUGUGUGUGUGUGUGUGUGUGUGUGUGUGUGUGUGUAGACCUUUGUGCUAAACCAUAAAUAUGUCAAACUUUCAUUUUGGAACACAUGAUGGUUUAAAUGUUUAACUCUAUAGGUCUUGGUCUGUAUUCAUAAAACAAAUCCAAUGCAUCCAAAAGUAGAGAAAUCAUCUAAUUCUAUCUGAAAUCUACAUGUGACUGUGAAAACUUGAACAUCGCUUUUUGUGGAUACAGCCCCUGUUCUAUAGGGCACCUUGAGUGACUGUUUAGGCUAAUAAUGUGUUUCUUUGGCUCCCAGGAAACUGUGUUGUGUCAUCUAUGCGAGUGUGCAAAUAAAAGAGCAAAU